Messenger RNA from Aplosporella prunicola CBS 121167, 1649 nucleotides. RefSeq lists its product as uncharacterized. Gene Ontology annotation, biological process: regulation of transcription by RNA polymerase II. The record is from RefSeq and is a predicted model, not a curated record. The transcript is spliced from 5 exons. NCBI's taxonomy places the organism in Eukaryota, Fungi, Ascomycota, Dothideomycetes, Botryosphaeriales, Aplosporellaceae. The coding region runs from base 138 to 1523 and encodes 461 amino acids. Gene Ontology annotation, molecular function: chromatin binding. Gene Ontology annotation, cellular component: NuA4 histone acetyltransferase complex; SWI/SNF complex.
CCUUGACCAGGUAGCUUCCACCGCGACCAGCUCCACCAUCUCGCGUCAUCUAUUCGCAUACCCUUUCACCCUCGCGUAUUUCGCGCGCAUCCGUUAGACAAACGAAGCAUCCGUUUUGCGCAUAUCUCGCGCCCACCAUGGCGUUACAUAGCUCGUCCGUGCCUGCGACCAACGAGUACGCGGGAGACGAAGUCUCCGCCGUCGUACUCGACCCCGGCUUUUCUUCCACUCGCGCAGGCUUCGCGGGAGAGGAUGUCCCCAAGUCUGUCCUACCGACUUAUUAUGGCGUGCGCGAAGACCUUAUCACUCCCGUUUUCGGCGAGAACGCGAUACACAAUCCUUCUUCAAACCUGGAGAUCCGUAACCCCUGGUCCACCGAGGGCGUAGUGGAAGACUGGGAUACUGCUGUCAAGCUAUGGGAGUACGCAAUUACUUCGCGCCUGACCGGCGCAAAACCUACGAACCCGGCAAACAACGGUCUUAACGAAGCCUUGGAUGGCGAGAUGGAUGUCGACAUAAAGGAGUCUGUGGUUCUUGAGAAGCCGCUCGAGGGUUCACCGUUGCUCAUGUCUGAGCCUGGGUGGAGCUCGCAGAAACACCGGGAGAAGUGCAUUGAGGUUGCCAUGGAGGACUGGGGCGCUCCGGCGUUCUAUAUUGCUAAAAACGGAGUUCUUGCGGCAUUCGCAUCCGGUAAGCCCACCGCUUUGGUCAUCGACGUAGGUGCUGCGACCACCUCGAUCACGCCUGUUGUAGAUGGCAUGGUCAUCAAAAAGGGUGUGAUGAAGUCACCUCUUGCGGGCAACUUCAUCUCAAACCAACUUCGGUUGACCUUUGCCCAAUCGCAACCUCCGGUCCCACUGACACCGCACUAUGUGGUUGCAUCAAAGACUCCAGUAGAGGCUGGAGCUCCUGCCCAAGCCGUUUACAAGGAGUUUGCCAAGCCGCCGACUGCAUCGUUCCGCAAAAUGGAGGAAGAGCGUGUGCUUACGGAGUUCAAGGAGUCCGUGGUGCAGGUUUGGGGCGGACCAGGCAGACUGACUGGAGCCAACGAGGAGAUCGCGAGGAACUCUCCUGGCAGGCCGUUCGAAAUGCCUGAUGGAUGGAACCAAGUCUUCGGUGCGGAACGGUUUAAAGCAGCGGAGGGUUUGUUUGAUGCCAAGGCUGCACUGAUUGAUGCCGACAAUCCGAGACCUCGCGACGAGCAGACCAUUUCCCAGCUCGUUAUCCAGUCUCUUGGUCAAGUUGAUGUGGAAGUGCGCCCUGCGUUGCUCGCGAACAUCGUGGUUACUGGCGGAUCUUCUCUCUUGUACGGUUUUACCGAUCGCCUGAAUUUGGAGUUGGCACAAAUCUAUCCUGGUCCUAGGAUCAGGCUGCAGGCACCGGGCAAUACGGUGGAGCGCAAAUACGCCAGCUGGAUUGGUGGUAGCAUUCUUGGUAGCCUGGGUAGCUUUCAUCAGCUGUGGGUCAGCAAAAAGGAGUACGAGGAGCAUGGUGCAAGCAUUGUCGAGAAGCGUUGCAAGUAAAGGUAAUGAGCGUGGAUGGCCAUGCGUGGAGAUUGCAAUUGUGGUUAGUAAAAGGGGAAAGUCCGAGAACAACCAAGAGCUUGAAUGCAUUUAAUUUGCAAUGCCUAGUUGACUUCAUUCCGUCCG